This is a messenger RNA of Lasiosphaeria miniovina, 333 nucleotides long. RefSeq lists its product as uncharacterized. Lineage: Eukaryota; Fungi; Ascomycota; Sordariomycetes; Sordariales; Lasiosphaeriaceae. The record is from RefSeq and is a predicted model, not a curated record. The coding region runs from base 1 to 333 and encodes 110 amino acids. The transcript is spliced from 3 exons.
AUGGCUGACCACGGCAAUAACAACCCUGGCAACUUUGCCAACCAUCCCACAGAGGAGGUCCGCGAGAUCGCGGCCAAGGGCGGCCGGGCCAGCCACAAGAACGACAACAACGCCGCUAGCGACGAGGCUGGCACCGGCGGCGGCCAGGGUCUCAACAGUGUCUCCGACAACCCAGGCAACUUUGCCAAUCGCCCUAAGGAGGAGGUGCGCGCCGUCGCAUCCAAGGGCGGCCAAGCCUCGUCGGGCAGUUUCGAGGCUGGCAGUGAGCGAGCCCGCGAGGCCGGCCGCAAGGGCGGCUUGGCGCUGGGAGGCAGUGGCGGUGACGAUGAGUGA